Messenger RNA from Cajanus cajan (pigeon pea), 1271 nucleotides. The record is from RefSeq and is a predicted model, not a curated record. NCBI's taxonomy places the organism in Eukaryota, Viridiplantae, Streptophyta, Magnoliopsida, Fabales, Fabaceae.
AUCGGAAGAAGAAGAAGAAGAAGGAGGAGAAAUAGGAAAUAGGAAAUAGGAAAUAGGAAAUAGGAAAUGGAGAUUUCCAAGACAAGCACAGAGAAUUCCAAUAGCAGCAGCAGCACGCAGUCUGAAACUGACAAUCAUAGCUCCGUUGCUCCCUACGUCGAGGGAGAGAAGGUCUUAGCCAACCACAAUCAAUGCCUUUAUGAAGCCAAGGUUAGGAAAGUUGAACACAACCGUAAAGCAUGGCUCUUCCAUGUUCAUUAUCUCGGUUGGAAGAAAAGUUGGGAUGAAUGGGUUGGCAUGGAUCGUUUGAUGAAACACACUGAGGAGAAUAUGCGCAAGAAACAUGCCCUUGACGAGAAACAUGGCAAUGAAAAGAAUGCUAAAGUCCCGCGUGGCUCUCAGGCUAAAUCCAAGACUACUUACGUUUCAAGAGGCAGGAAACGAAGGAAUGAAUCUGUCACCAAGGCAAAACCUGGGGUUGAUCCUGAGAAGCUUGUCAACAUUCAAAUUCCUACAACACUAAAAAAAAAAUUAGUUGAUGAUUGUGAGUUUAUUACACAUCUGGGCAAGCUUGUUAAACUUCCUCGUACUCCUAAUGUGAAUGACAUAUUGAAAAAUUAUUUUGAUUACAGAUUGAAGAAAUGUGGCUCGAUGGCUGGUUCAGUUGAAGAAAUUAUGAAAGGAGUGUGUUGUUACUUUGACAAAGCACUGCCAGUGAUACUCUUGUACAAUAACGAGCGCCAACAGUACCAAGAGGCUUGUCCAGCCAAUGUCUCUCCUUCUGCUAUAUAUGGUGCUGAGCAUUUGUUACGUCUUUUUGUUAAGUUGCCCGAGUUAUUGUUUUACGCUAGCAUUGAAGAGGAGACAUUGAUAGAACUACAGGUUCUUGCAAAAAAACCAGAGCGCAUUUUUCCUUUCUACUUAUCAUGUUGCAGAAGAUAUUGAGAACAGCACCAACAAACAAGGUCACUAGACUUUUGGACAAGAAUUGAUUUUGCUUUGUACAUAGUUUCAUAGCUGCUGCUGGUAUAGAAUGCUUGUCACAAUAGCAGUUUAUUUUUAUUUUUUCUCAUCAAAAUGAUGUGAUAUCAGAUUUUCCAUGGCUAUGUUUGAAUCGGUGGAAUGGAAUGAAAUGGAAUAAUUCAUAUUCCAUUUUGGAUUGGAUGGAACGGAAUGAAACCCAAUGGCAUGUAUUCCAUCUCAUUCUACGACUGUCAUUUUUCUUCCUUUCCAAUUUUUCAUUCUAUUGCUAUUUCAUCCCCGUCUUAUUA